AUGCGCAAUUCGCCUGACAUGGCCAACGGUGGCUCCCAUCCAAAUUCCAAUGGCGCAAGGAAUACCCUGGAUGGUCAAUUGGAUAGCACAGGUGACCCGGACAUUGGGGACUACGCCGAAGAUCAGGGUUAUAAGCCUGGGGAGCAGGGCGGGUCCAAGCCCCCAAGGUCCAAAUCAAAAGCGCAAGGCCCAACUGGAGGAUCCUUUUCAGCCAGAGCUCAUGAUUCCGAUCUGGGCUAUACCACACGCAAACCUGUGCCCGACACAACCACGAGCUUUUCAGACGAAUCAAAUACGCCUCGAGGCUUGCAUCCUACCUCCAACCUUUCAGAAACCGAGGUAACCAGUCAAAAAAAUCAAGAACCGGCAACGUCAAAGGGACCUACCGAUCCAAAUCCACAAUCACCUCCGAGUCGCUCAAAUACCAUGCGAUCUACAUCUUCGCCUCGCCGAGAUUGGGCACCAGAUCGCUCGCCUCUCCAAAAGCUCGAGGUGACUCUGAAUGGAAUCAGCAAAGAAGAGAAACGUGCGCGGGUCCAGGAAGCAGAAAUGCGACUCCGCGAGCGUCUGGCCCGUCAAAAGGUGGAACGAGAGCAAGCUGAAGCCGCAGCUAAGAUGUUAGCGACUGCUAAGGCGGCUGCAACUGCAGCUCCCAGACCUACCUCGAAGCAGAGCUCACAAUCAGAGAAUAGGCCGUCUUCCAGUGCAACCCGAGAAAGGGAGCGCAAAGGUGUCAUUCUUGAAGAUCCUACACGAGACGCACUUCUAAAUCAACAGCAGCCGAGAGGAGCCCCAGUACGUCACAACAGAAAUAUUCCGACAAUUCCUCAAUACCCUGUCAGACCUGACGAUGCUCAGUAUGUGCAUGCAGAGGCUGCGAUCCCACAAAAUGCAAAGAUGGGUCAAGUUCCCCGAAGAUCGGUAACAGUGAGUGGUCCGGCCGCAAAGCCUGCGCCACCUGGUGAAAACAUGAGACAUACCCGAUCAGUCUCGGGACAAGGAGCCCCCAAACAGCGGAUUUUUGUUGUACCAGGCGCUGCUCCAGUUGCUAUUGCUACCGCUCCUGCUAUGUUCAGUGAGGAUACAGUAGAAAAGCCGCUAGCAGCACAAGCGGCUCAAAAAAGUGUCCAUUCACUCCCCAAACCCAGAAAGCAAACUGUAUCAUUUAAUGUACCACCGCCUACCCCCCCUCCGAUUUUUGAUUGGAAAACUGCUGUCACCGGACGUCUUCAAGUGACAGACUUUGACUUCCAGCACCUUGACAUGAACAAAAGCAAGGCAUGGUGGGAAGGCGGCGGCACGGAAGAUCGAAGAAAGAGCAGGGCUCUCCCUAAGAACUAUCAGACACCAGCUCAGAUGCUGACAGGAGUUACCCAACAUAAGAAUUUCGAACCGAGGUUGUUCCUUCAAUGUGGUCCAUUGUUGCGGUACACAGGGAUCAAGAAAGUCAACGUCACUGGGCCGCAAGGCACCAUUGGCAAGGAGAUUUGGAGAGGCUCCAUUCUGAUCGUGACAAGAGAUUCUCGUUCUUCCUAUCAGAGCCCGCCUACACUGCGUCUGUUUUCUCAGCCAAUGAACCUCCUGCCCCCUCCACCUGCAGAGAUCAGCCGCGAGGAUGGUGUACAACUCGCGCCUGAAUAUAUUGACCCCACUGCUGGGCUUAUGAAAAUCGGCCGAGAUGGCCGACCGCUUUAUGUCAAGCCAGUCGAUCACCUCGAGGAAGAGGUUGACCUCUCCGCGGUGGAGAACGACGACGGGAUUUAUGAAAUGAGCCCGAGCAAUAUUGAUUACAAGUUCGAGGAAUCUGGCCAGCCCAUCCCCGCAAACCGAAUGCAUCCCGUCGAUGGUGAAACUGCUGGCUUGCACCGAGACAUUCCUGGUGCCCGCCUCUACGCCGAUCCUGCCAGAGACGUGACAUUCUGGCGAUUCAAUCUCGAAGUUGAGCUCGGUACGACGCAACAGCGGAUUGCGUACCGCAUCAACCAGGGCCCUGCUAUAGGCUUCUGGGUGCCAGCUGCUGGGAAGCCCAUGAACAUCGUGUUCCACAGCGGCAAUGGAUUCAGUCCAUCCGUCGACUCAAGUUCCUUCUGCGGGCCCGAUCCUCUGUGGCGCGAUAUCCUCAACGAGCACCAGACUCAGCCCUUCCAUGUCAUGAUUGGCGGUGGCGAUCAAAUCUUUAAUGAUGGUGUCACCACUGAUUCCCACUUUUUCCAGGAAUGGACCAAGAUCAAGAAUCCUGCCGAGAGAUAUAGCAUGCCCUUCACGCCAGAAUUCCGUGCUGAGCUGGAGCAAUUCUACUUGCAGCGCUAUGCUGCGUGGUUCUCACAGGGCCUCUUCUCUCUUGCAAACUCCCAAAUCCCCAUGGUCAAUAUUUGGAACGAUCAUGAAAUUCUCGAAGGCUAUGGCUCCUAUAACGAAGAGUUUAUGCAGAGUAUGGUUAUCUCAGGCCUGGGAAGAAUUGCGUACAAGUACUACUUGUUAUUCCAACAUCACAGUGUGCCUGAUGAGACCGAGGCAGACGAGCCUAGUUGGAUUCUUGGUGCUCACAAUGGUCCUUAUAUUGAGCAAAAAAGUCGCAAUCUUUUCAUGUCUCUCGGUGGUGAUGUGGUUCUUUUAGGUCUGGAUUGUCGAACUGAAAGAACAAGCACUGGGGUCCUUAGUGAAGAAACCAAUGAGCUGAUUUGGGAUCGAUGCCACCAAGAGGUGGCUCGUGGAGAAACUAAACAUAUGAUUGUGCUCUGCAGUGUACCUGUGGCCUAUCCUCGCGUAGCUAUGCUCAAGAAUUUUAUGAACAGUCGAAAAUCACUAGGAAAGUCCGGAAAGCUCGGUGGACUUGUUAGUCGCUCUGGCGGAAAUGUGGAGGUGUUUGAUGACCACUGGGCUGGCAAGCAACUGAAGGCUGAGCGAACAUGGCUAGUGGAGGAUCUGCAAGAUUUUGCUGCAGAGAAGUCCAUCCGUGUGACAAUUUUGAGUGGUGAUGUCCACCUUGCCGCCAUCGGACAGUUCUAUUCGAAUCCAAAAUUGAACAUUCCAAAAAACGAGGACUAUCGAUACAUGCCUAAUGUCAUUUCUUCUGCUAUCGCCGACAUCCCGGAGACGGAGCUGAUCUCGGAUAUGCUCAACAAGCGCAACACAGUGCAUCAUAUCGACUCGAACACAGACGAGGAUAUUAUUCCCAUUUUCACGCAGGAUGUCGAUGGAAAGUCCCGAAACAACAAACGGCUGUUGCCUCGGCGAAAUUGGUGUUCGAUCAGGGAGUACCGCCCAGGGUUAACACCCGCUGGAACGCCUGACUCUUCUAUGACACCUACCCCGGAACCUCGCCCGAACAAACUCCAGCGAACCCUGUCUCUCGGGCGAGGUGACAGAGCCCAGGAAACUGGUCCCAGUAAAGCCGGUGGACUGUUCAGGCGACUAUCUGGACGUGGACCACCACCUACCAGGGCCAUGAGCUUCGGUCGCGAAGGUGGAAUGCCUAUUCGCCGAGCCAGUGUCGAUUCUACCGCCAUCUCUCGCCCAACCGAAAGCGGAGAUAGUUACUUCCCAGGGGCACCGCAGGAGCCCCAGCCUGGACGUUUCCUUAGACGUCCAACCAACCUCAGCGACAAGGGCGCCAGGAAAGCAAAACAUGGCGAUGACGGCGUAGGUGCCUUUGUAGACCUUGAGGGAGGUCUAGCAAUCACCUUGAACAUGGAGGUCAGCCCGCAAGAUCCCGCAGGCAUCACCAUACCAUACAAACUUCUUGUGCCUGCUUUGCGGUACGAGGGUGAUGGUGAUGAUCCCCUACCCAAACCAGUCGCCAAGGGUUGGCGGAAAUGGCUGAACAUGCCUCGUCGCAAGAAGAACCCCGCCACAGCUGGUGACGAUGAUGGAGAAGAGGACGAGGAAGAAGAAGUAGAUGACUACGAGGACCACGAUACCGUGAACAAUACUCGCGCGAAUGCAGCAAUCGCACAGCAGCAUUACUACGAAAGAUACUCUGGCAGCGACGACUCUGAGAGCGAAGUGCCUCAACGCUUGCCAGCAGUGACCCUCACAGAUUCUUCCCCCGAAGAGGAAUACCCAGAGGAGGAGUAUGAAGAUGAGCCCGUUUCGAGGAGGAAGAAGUGGUUUGGAAGGAAGUAA
This is a messenger RNA of Penicillium odoratum, 4125 nucleotides long. RefSeq lists its product as uncharacterized. Gene Ontology annotation, cellular component: membrane. NCBI's taxonomy places the organism in Eukaryota, Fungi, Ascomycota, Eurotiomycetes, Eurotiales, Aspergillaceae. The record is from RefSeq and is a predicted model, not a curated record. Bases 1 to 4125 code for a protein of 1374 amino acids. The transcript has 4 exons.